GAGUAUGACAUCUGAACUUGUUUUAUGCCCAGAGAAGUUCUAAAACGACUUAGUUUGCGUGUCGUCGCCAUCAACCCCAUCAUCUUUAACCGUUGUCACCCAUCCUUUCGAAUUCGUCAGCUUCUGAAACGGUUCUGCUGCCACUAUCGACCACUGUUGCUUGUUAUCUUGAAUAUGCAUAUCGAGUCUUGUCACAUACUAUAUGAAUCACCAAUGAGGGGGGGAAUUCUUAGAGAUACCAUGGGACUGGAGAAGACGCUGUUGUCUCUGUUAGUCAUCCUCGAUACCACUGUCGCUGCGCGGAAUGAAGACGCCAAUUGGAAUGGUGAUAGGCUGAAGAGACGCAGAGCUCUGUGCAUCGAUGUGACCAAGAAAUCUUCAAUGUUAAAUUGGCGGCGAGAGAUAUCCCCGAAUAUAUACGAGACGGAAGGAAUCAAGUUCUUGGUUCUGACGCUAUAAAGCAUACGGCCCAUCGAUUUCUAUGACGUUGACAUAGUCAUAACCUAACAUUACCUUUCUAAACUAAGAGCUCUAUAACAAAUAGAAGAGGGACCUACUAAAAUGUCCUUAAUAAACUAUAACAAAUACUAGACAAGAACAUUAAACUUAGAACUUAGUCUAGAAAGUAGGGGUGUUAGUAAGCGAAUAAAAAGAGUAUAGAAGAG
Molecule: messenger RNA, 665 nt
Organism: Pseudogymnoascus verrucosus
Lineage: Eukaryota; Fungi; Ascomycota; Leotiomycetes; Thelebolales; Thelebolaceae
Exons: 2
Coding region: 25-459 (144 amino acids)
Source: RefSeq, a predicted model, not a curated record